UCUGCCGCUCCUGGUGCUGCUUGUGUGCUCGUUCCGUGCGGACCUGGUACCUCUUUUGUGAAGUGGCAGCUGAAGAGACUCCGGUGCUCGCCAUGGCCAACGAAAAGCCCAAGGAAGGAGUCAAGACUGAGAACAACGAUCAUAUUAAUUUGAAGGUGGAGGGGCAGGAUGGUUCUGUGGUGCAGUUUAAGAGUAAGAGGCAUAUGCCACUUAGUAAACUAAUGAAAGCCUACUGUGAACACAGGAAUUUUUCAUGGUUGGAAAUGGAGGAUGAAGAUACAAUUGAUGUGUUCUGGCAGCAGACAGGAGGUGUCUACUAA
Molecule: messenger RNA, 320 nt
Organism: Lagenorhynchus albirostris (white-beaked dolphin)
Lineage: Eukaryota; Metazoa; Chordata; Mammalia; Artiodactyla; Delphinidae
Product: small ubiquitin-related modifier 2-like
Exons: 2
Coding region: 93-320 (75 amino acids)
Biological process (GO): protein sumoylation
Cellular component (GO): nucleus
Molecular function (GO): protein tag activity; ubiquitin-like protein ligase binding
Source: RefSeq, a predicted model, not a curated record